This is a messenger RNA of Arabidopsis thaliana (thale cress), 1787 nucleotides long. RefSeq names its product RNI-like superfamily protein (gene SKP2B). The transcript is spliced from 3 exons. Bases 403 to 1179 code for a protein of 258 amino acids. Gene Ontology annotation, biological process: ubiquitin-dependent protein catabolic process. NCBI's taxonomy places the organism in Eukaryota, Viridiplantae, Streptophyta, Magnoliopsida, Brassicales, Brassicaceae. The record is from RefSeq and is marked reviewed.
CUACGCUAGUCAAUGGACAUUCUCCUAAAUUUUUGUCUCUGUUUUUUUAGAUUGUAAAUUAUAAAGUAAUUUCUCCAACUUUCUGGAAAAAUCCAUCCAGCAAAAGAAAAGAAUAAUUGGUUUUAUUGAUCAAAGAUCUUCAGUUUUCAAAAUUAAGCACUAAUUAUGGGGUUUUGUUUAUUAAUGUCCUAAAAAAGAGUUACACAUAGAGAGACAUUAAUGCUUGCAGUUUAGUUUAAAGAGUUUUAAGACCAUAUCUCACUCAAUCCUUAUUUCCUUACAUUUGUCGUCUUUUGAUGUCAUAGACUCAGAGAUAUUUAUUUAUCUUCUUUCUCUCUCAUUUCUCAUUCUCAUAUUUACUUUUGAUCUCGUGGUGUUAGAAUCAAAGAAACCGCUUCAAGGAUGGUGAGUGAAGGAGCAACAAGAAAAGAACUUAACCUCUGUUUCGAGAAUAUGAAGAUGGAAGGAGUUUUGAUCUCUGAGUGGAAAGAUAUCCCUGUGGAGCUUCUCAUGAAGAUUUUAAACCUUGUUGAUGAUCGGACUGUGAUCAUUGCUUCUUGUAUUUGUAGUGGCUGGAGAGAUGCUGUUUCCCUUGGCCUCACUCGCCUCUCCCUCUCUUGGUGCAAGAAGAAUAUGAACAGUUUGGUUCUAUCUCUUGCUCCCAAAUUCGUAAAGCUUCAGACUUUAGUACUGCGACAGGACAAACCGCAGCUUGAGGACAACGCGGUGGAAGCCAUAGCAAAUCACUGUCAUGAGCUACAAGAUUUGGACUUAAGCAAAAGCUCGAAAAUCACUGACCAUUCCCUAUAUUCACUUGCUCGUGGUUGUACUAACCUGACUAAACUCAACCUUAGCGGCUGCACUUCGUUCAGCGACACUGCUCUUGCGCAUUUGACAAGAUUUUGCAGGAAGCUCAAAAUUCUGAAUCUUUGUGGUUGUGUUGAAGCUGUAUCUGACAAUACAUUGCAGGCUAUUGGAGAAAACUGCAAUCAGUUGCAGUCACUAAACUUGGGAUGGUGUGAGAAUAUAAGUGAUGAUGGAGUUAUGAGUUUAGCUUAUGGUUGUCCUGAUUUAAGAACUCUUGAUCUUUGUAGCUGUGUUCUAAUCACAGGUAAAACCGAGAAACCCGAACCAGAGUUUCUUUGUCAUCUCUUAAACAUUUCUUGUUGUUACAGAUGAGAGUGUUGUGGCUUUGGCGAAUCGGUGCAUUCACUUGAGGUCAUUGGGGUUAUACUACUGCAGAAACAUUACAGACAGAGCAAUGUACUCUUUAGCUCAGAGCGGAGUCAAGAACAAACACGAGAUGUGGCGAGCGGUAAAGAAAGGAAAAUUCGAUGAAGAAGGACUAAGAAGCCUUAACAUUAGUCAAUGCACUUACCUAACACCUUCAGCUGUUCAAGCUGUCUGUGAUACAUUCCCUGCUCUCCACACUUGUUCAGGCAGACAUUCACUUGUCAUGAGCGGUUGUUUGAAUCUACAAUCUGUUCAUUGUGCUUGUAUCCUUCAAGCUCACCGCACUCACACCGUUUACCCUCACCCGGCGCAUUGAAACGGUGUGUGAGCCAGAGGGUCUACUACUCUCUAGUAUGUGUGUACAUACAUAUAACCAUAUGGUGUUAAUAAAGCUUCUUUGAGUUCCUUCUUUGUCUUUGAUGCAAUCUUAAGAUUUUAACAUUACCUAGUCUUGAAAAUCUUGUAAUGAAUCGCGAAAUACUUAUUUCUUCUAACAAUUUGUUUAAGUUGCAUCCAUCAAUCAAUAAUCAUAUCAUUAAAGAAUGAAUAACACA